Tupaia belangeri chinensis (Chinese tree shrew) is the source of this 2679-nucleotide messenger RNA. It is a transcript of the gene CLDN18, whose product is annotated as claudin 18. The transcript has 5 exons. NCBI's taxonomy places the organism in Eukaryota, Metazoa, Chordata, Mammalia, Scandentia, Tupaiidae. Bases 13 to 720 code for a protein of 235 amino acids. Gene Ontology annotation, molecular function: structural molecule activity. Gene Ontology annotation, cellular component: membrane; bicellular tight junction. The record is from RefSeq and is a predicted model, not a curated record.
GCCGCCACGGGGAUGGACAUGUGGAGCACCCAGGACCUGUACGACAACCCCGUCACCUCCGUGUUCCAGUACGAAGGGCUCUGGAGGAGCUGCGUGCGGCAGAGCUCGGGGUUCACGGAGUGCCGGCCCUACUUCACCAUCCUGGGCCUUCCAGCCAUGCUGCAGGCCGUGCGAGCCCUAAUGAUUGUGGGCAUCGUUCUGGGAGCUAUCGGCCUCCUGGUGUCCAUCUUCGCCCUGAAAUGCAUCCGUAUUGGCAACAUGGAGGACUCCGCCAAGGCCAACAUGACACUGACCUCUGGGAUCAUGUUCAUCAUUUCGGGUCUUUGUGCAAUUGCUGGAGUGUCGGUGUUUGCCAACAUGCUGGUUACCAACUUCUGGAUGUCCACAGCUAACAUGUACACUGGCAUGGGUGGGAUGGUGCAGACUGUUCAGACCAGGUACACCUUCGGCGCUGCCUUGUUCGUGGGCUGGGUCGCUGGAGGACUCACGCUCAUCGGAGGCGUGAUGAUGUGCAUCGCCUGCCGGGGGCUGGCCCCAGAUGAAACCAACUACAAAGCCGUGUCUUAUCAUGCCUCCGGCCACAACGUUGCCUACAAGCCUGGGGGCUUCAAGGCCAGCACUGGCUUUGGGUCCAACAUGAAAAACAAGAAGAUAUAUGAAGGGGGUGCCCACACAGAGGACGAGGCACAGUCUCACCCCUCCAAGUAUGACUAUGUGUAAUGCCCCCAGAAACCCUUGGCAUGGACAGAAGAAACCCCCAAAGAGAGCUCACCCAGAAAACAAGGAGAUUAUUCCUUGAUUCCUUACUGCUUUUGACUCACAGUUGGAAGUUAGGAAAGCCUUGAUUCUAUCUGUGGGGAGGCCAGAUGGUCUUACCCACAUGUAUCUGUCUCUAAAUAUUCCAUCACCAAACAGCUGAGUUAUCAUUUAUGAAUUUAGAGGCUAUAUCUCUCAUUUCCUAAUCCUCUAUUUCUUUUUUUUUAAUGUAACCUUGCUAAUCUGAUGAUAGAAUAGGGCUUGAAUUCUUAUCUGACACUUUGAUGAUUUAGACAGAAUACCCCUCCUCCUUCCAGUCAAUAAACUCAUUGAUGAUCUAGUUGCCAGUUUAUCCCCCCUAAAAAAAAAAUUAGGGGAAAAAAAAGUAGAGUAGAUCAAAAGACAAUAUUUUAUUCUAUUUGAUUUUUGCCUCCCAACCCCCAACUUGGCUACUAAUAGAAACUAACUGCAGAAGUGAUUGAAGGAAGAUAUUUGUGAUCUCUCCAGCCCAUUAUCUGAGUUUUCUUACACCGUGAUCUGAAAAGUUACCAUACCAAAGUGAUUUUCAGUUUGAGGCAGUCAAGCCUUUCUGCAGCUGUUGGCAUCUGCUAAUUCCAGCAAGACCAUCCCAGGGGGUUCAGAGCUCUCCACUGGAGGCCCUCUCUCUGAGGCAGGUCAGAAAUUGUCCCUAGGAAAAUGAGAAAAAGAAUAUUUUUUUUGUAAUCAAAAUACUAAAUAUAGUUGGAAUAAAGCAUGUAUUAGGAAAAUGACACAUUUUUCUCUGUGAACUAGCCCACCUCUGUACAUAGAUAAAAGAAAAUGGAAAAAAAAAUUGCUUUGACAUUGUCUAUGGUAUACUUUGUAAAGUCACACUGAAGUCCAAAUUCCAUGAAAAUCUCACUGAUCUUAAUUCUUUCCCUUUGAAGUUUCCUUGACUCUGAUUAUGUGUGAUAAUAAGUGUAACCUAUGUGAAAAACAAAUAAGGGAGCACCACAAGUCCUAGAAAGUAGGUUAAAGUAGGUUAAAACCAGUUCUCUAAAAAACAACACGAAACAAAAACCAGUGAGCCUGAAUGUAAUGCUACGUUUCCACGUGAUGCAGGUCCAUACUUGCCUGCCUACAGGCACCUGUCGGUUGACAGUGGCACUUACUUGGUGCUGUGGCCAGUUUUGUCACUCUGAGAGCUGUCCCCUUCAAUGAGUUCACCUAAAGUGGGUGGAACUGGAUGUCGAGGCAGAACUGAAAGCUCUUUGCAGCCACACACCUGUCCUGUGCUUAACAUCGACACCCUUUUGGGCAGAAGGUCUAAACUCCCUCUGGAUACCAGAAUUCCAGUGAGCAGAGCCAGAAUAAGGCCCCAGGAAAUGAGAGUAAGGGCAGCUUAUAAAACCUCCCCAAUCUGGGAGAAGCAAGGGUCCUAGGGAAAUCCGAUUAUGGGUUAUUGUUUGGAGGAGGAGGGAGCCCUUACAUCAAUUGUGUGUAAGAAGGUGGUCUCCAAGGGGAUUGGCGAACACCCACAGAGUCUUCAAGCUGAACCGACAGUGUCUGGGGAAAGGCUGAACAUGUCCCAUUGAGCAGGGAGGAGCUGUGUUCACCAAGAUCCAAAGCAAUAAACUCGGAACUCUUCCCACUAAGACAGCAAUGGUUUUAGGCCAAAUCAGGGAGGAUACUCUUAGAACUUGUUGCCUGAGGUGGGGUAGAGAUGAGCAGAUAAAUCAAGGAAAGGCAAGCUGGGGAUGGAGACUGUUAAGGCUUCUCAUCAUUUGAGUUGAAGGUCGUGCCUUUGAGUUGAAGACCAUGAGGCUCCAUGAGGAGGCUCUCCCACCUCCCUCCAGAAAGUCCCUCGUCAGCUCUGAGGCCGUGAGAUGGGGCUCAGCUGGUUUUCAGUGAGCACAUUCUCUAGACAACAUUUCAUUAUUUGAA